GCGGAGGGAGUUGUGAUGAGAAGCGAGCGGUUAUUUCUGGCACUACGUCUCGAGCUUCCAAUGCGCAUCCUUCCUACACGUUGUUCACUCUCGUAUAUGUAUCUCUAAAGUGUACUAACUUUCGAGUUUCAUAUGAGUGACAUUGUUAUUAACAAAUUAGACAAUUUGCUUUAAAUUAAAAUUUGUUUCCAUUAAAAGAAGCAAAUUCAUCGAGAUUCUUAAGAACAAGGAUUCUUAAAUCACAAAGUGUCAGUUUGACUAUAAUUUAUAAAAACAAGUGCUUGAAAUUUAAAAAAUUGUGACCUGUGUCAAUUGAGGAUUUAUUGGUUGCAGAUUUUUGAACAAAGUGCAAAAAUUAAAACUUGAGUGUUUGUUUUUAAAGAACAAAAAUUGAAUUAAGUGAAAUUUGUUUAAUUAAAAAAAAAUUUUUUAAAAACAAAAUAAGUGAAAAAUUUGCUUCAGUGACAUAGUGAAUUUACAAAAUUCAAGUACAGUGCUUUUCUUGGAGAUUAGUGAAUGAAACGAGGAAUAAUAAAAAAAAAAGUUGGAUAAAAAUUUGCAUAAAUAAAAGGUAACGGAAGCUGUGUGAAAGACGUGGCGGGAAGAUACGAUUCGUGCUAAAAGGCGCCGGGGAUUUAUAACGACGGGUGGCCUGAAAUAACAGCAGAGGGUGCAAGCUGGAAACAGUGAAUCAGCACAGCAUCCAGUAGUGAGAAUCUCCUGACGUGCAUCAAAUUCAAUAAUGCUUAAUCAUUGUGACAAUAAUUAAUUAAAAAAAAAAAAAAGAAAUUUUACCAUUUUUAAAAAAUUUUGAGACACUAAUUUUUGAUUCUCAAUUCCACAACAAAUUGAAAGAAACCAGAAGCUCAUUCAAGAUAACACAUUGCUUGGAACUAAUUUUCCUAGAAACAAUUCAACGAUCGAAGAGAGACUCAUGUCGCGUCGACAUUAGCUAUUGUUUCGCCGAUUGACAGGAUGGACGGGAUGAAGGCCAAUAACUGUUUUGUCCUAGGAAUCUUUGGGAUCCUGCUUCUCGGGACAAUUCAAGGAAGGAUCAUUCGACUAGAUGUACAAAAUCAAAAGAAUACAGUGUUUGUUGGAGAAAAAUUACACCUACGAUGUUCGACAACACCAGAAACAGAAUCAAUAAUUUGGUAUAAAAACGGUGAAAUUUUAAUGGCAAAAUUGCCAAGAAUUCGUAUUGUAAAACAAAGUUUAAAAAUUCGAUCAUUACGAAUGGAAGACUCAGGAAAUUAUAGUUGUCGAUUUAAUUCAAAUCAACACAUCAAAUGGCGUAAUAUAUCAAUUGAUGUGGAACCAUAUCAGAAUGAUGACUAUCAAGACGACAAGGAAACACUUGGAAAUAUUCAAAGUGCCUUUACACCUGAAGAAGAAACCAAUGAACUCUAUAUAGAAGCCAGAAGAUUACCAGAAGCGCGGUCCCUUUACCUAGACACAGAAUUUGAGAAUUCAAAAAUCGAAUACGAACGAGAUGAAAAUGAGGACGUGGGUGAACAUAAUCAAACGGAACCCUUAAGUGCUCCGUCCUUCAAUAAAAAUGAGGAAAUACAAGAUUUAAUUGUAAAACCGACGGGAAGUACAUUGAGACUGAGAUGUCCAGCUGUUGGCAAUCCUCGGCCAAACAUCACGUGGUGGAAAAAUAACGAUGAACCGACAAAACCUCUAGGAGUUAGUAGAAACAGAUGGAUUCUCAAGUUAGAGAACAUUGCCUUACAAGAUGCUGGAAACUAUACCUGCCAAGUUUGUAACAGUUUUGGAUGCAUCAAUCACGUCUUCAAAGUCGACAUUAUUGAAGCUACCGACAGUUUCUUGGAAUCGGAUUCUGAUAAUGAGAAAUUGGACAAUGAAAAAGAUGGGAGUCCGGGUGAACAUAAUAAAACGCUACCGGAAUGUCCGCCAAUGUUCAAUAAAAAUGACGAAAUGCAUGCAACAGUCGUAAAACCCGCCGGAAGUAUGUUGCGCCUGAGGUGCCCAGCUGUAGGCAAUCCACAACCAAAUAUCACUUGGCUCAAGAAUAACGAAGAGCCAAAGAGGACUUUAGGAAUAAUAAUAACGGUCAAGUGGAGUCUGAGGCUCGAGGAUGUUGUUAUUCAAGACGGCGGAAAUUAUACCUGCAUCGUUUGCAACAAUCUCGGUUGCAUCAAUCACACUUUCAAAGUCGAAAUCAUUGAAACUGUGAAACAUCGACCAAUCCUGACUGUAGCACCGGCAAAUACAACGGUACUAAUUGGAGGCAACGCUACUAUGAACUGUCAAGUACUUUCGGAUGCUCAUCGUCAUCUUGAGUGGUAUCACGGCUACCAUACUGAUCUUGAAAACAUCAUCAAAACCAACCAAAGCUUACGGGUCGAGGUUAAGAGUGGUAUGGACCACAAUCCUGAAGUUUUGACUCUUAUCAACGUGACUGAGAAGGAUGAGGGUUGGUACACUUGUAUAGCUCAAAACACACUCGGCGAAACUUUUAGCAGUGCUUAUCUUCGAGUUGUAGAUUCUUUGGAGGAAGAAAUACGAGUUCCCUUGACCGCAAGAUCACAAUCGUUGCUGGUAAAUGUUCUUGCUGCUGUGCUCAUUGUAUUCUUUGCAUUUGGCGGUAUUGUGGUUGGCUACAUUUACCACAGACUAAAAAGAGAGAAAAUGAAAAAAUUAUUGGCUAUCGAGACAGCGAGAGCUGCUGUGGUUACACAAUGGACGAAAAAGGUGAUUGUGGAGAAGCAAAAUCUCGUUAAUGCCCAAAAUGUUCAAGAACCACUUUUAAUGCCGGUCGUAAAGAUUGAGAAACAAAAAUCAACAGUAACAACCGAGGACAGUAAUGGAGGAAGUAUUUCUGAAUAUGAACUUCCACUCGAUAGUGCUUGGGAAUUGCCACGAGAACAUUUGGCUCUCGGUAAUACCCUUGGAGAAGGUGCUUUCGGUAAAGUCGUUAGGGCUCAAACAAAUACCGGAAAACCUGGAAUUCCCAAUAUUGUAGCUGUUAAAAUGCUCAAAGAGGGUCAUACAGACUCGGAAAUGAUGGAUCUUGUUUCGGAGAUGGAAAUGAUGAAGAUGAUCGGCAAACACGUAAAUAUAAUAAAUCUAUUGGGAGCUUGUACACAAGGUGGACCACUUUAUGUAGUCGUUGAAUUUGCGCCACAUGGAAAUCUUCGAGAUUUCUUGCGCGAUCACAGGCCCUCAUCAGGAUAUGAGCUGACGAUAAAUGAUGAUCAGAAAGAAAAGAAGACAUUAACCCAAAAAGAUUUGGUUUCAUUUGCCUAUCAAGUGGCACGAGGAAUGGAGUACCUGGCAAGUCGAAGGUGUAUUCACAGAGAUUUGGCAGCGAGAAACGUUCUUGUCAGUGAAGAAUAUGUCUUAAAGAUCGCUGACUUCGGUCUUGCUCGAGAUAUUCAUUGUCACGACUACUACCGAAAGACGACGGAUGGCAGGUUGCCAGUCAAAUGGAUGGCACCAGAAGCUCUCUUUCAUCGAAUCUAUACCACACAGUCCGACGUCUGGUCGUACGGAAUUCUGCUGUGGGAAAUAAUGACACUUGGAGGUACGCCCUAUCCCUCAGUACCGUCAGUAGAAAAAUUGUUCCAGUUGCUAAGGACGGGUCACCGAAUGGAAAAGCCACCCUGCUGUUCAAUUGAAAUAUAUAUGCUCAUGAGGGAUUGUUGGAGUUACCAACCAAAUGAGAGACCAAUGUUUGGAGAAUUGGUUGAAGAUCUCGAUAGGAUAUUAACCAUAACUACAAACGAGGAAUACCUCGAUUUGGGGUUACCACAACUCGAUACACCUCCAUCCAGUCAAGAAUCAAGCGAAGCAGAAGAUGAUGACGACGACGAUGACGAUGGCCAAGAAACAUUUUCCUACUUGUUGUGAGAUUUAUAAAAGUCGAAUUCAGAAAAAAUAAUAUUAAAAAUCUUCGUAAAUAGUUUAAAAUCGUUAAACCUUCAUUAUCACAACAAAAGUAAAAUUGAGAAACGAUAAAACUAUAUUGAAAAAAAAGAAGAUUGAAAAUCAAUAAUUAGCCAUCAAAUUUUAAUUUUGGAAUGUUAAGAUAUUAUGCUAAUUAAUUAAUCGACUGAUAUAAUGAACACGCCAAAUAAUACAAAUCAGUAUUGUCUAUUAGCGCGUACUUUAUUAUAAAUUUAAGAACAAAUUGCGAAUAUGAGAAUAAUAAUAUUGUAUUGGGGGAAUGAAAAAUUUUUUUUCAAAGAGAAAAUUGAACAUUUUGUAAAUUUUUUACUUAAAUAUUGUGCCAUGACUAAGUGCCUUGAUAAUAAUAAAAGGCAAUACCGACAUACUUUAUAAUUUAAAAAAUCUAUAUUAUGUAUAUCGGCAAUUUUUUAUCGUAAAAUUAAAUUUUGUAAAAUUUUUUUAAAAAAAUUAAAUCAAUUAUUUUUCUAUUAAAAAUUUUGGUAAAAUUUUAAAUUAAAUCAGAAAAUUUGGAGUGGAAUCUAAUUUUAUGUAAUCGCAGUUACCAUUCCUUUACCUCGUGUGUUAUCGAAAUUUAUUGUAAAUUUUAAAAAUUCACAUGACAAUGAAAUACUGCGUUUUCACCUAGUCAAUUUAUACUCAAGAUUUUUGUACAUUGAUAGAUUAUAAUGUUUAUAUAGAAAAUGUGAGAGUUCUACGUGAGUAGAUAUAGUUGUUUAUUGUUAAUUUUUGUGCAUUGUUUCCGUUGUUGUGAAAUUAAAAAAGAUGAUGUAAUUAGAGAAGCGAUUGUUAAAGAUAGGUACUUCAGUAUAUGAAAUUUGUAAAUAUCCCGUCCCUAUGAAUGGAAAUAUCUUGCUUCAAGACAGCAAACAUGGCCAAAAAGUUACGGAAACGUAUUCAGUCUGUAUAAACAGUGAAUCACAUCAAAAGUCGUGUUUAAUAUGUAAUUUAAAAAAAUUAUUUAUUAUUAUGCAUAAUCUUUUAAUUAAUCGUUUUUUAAUUCUUUUUUUAAAUAUUUAAUUUACAUAACAACUUGAAAUUUGUCUUUAAUUAUAAACUUGAAUUUGUUUCUAUAAACAAAUAUGAAUUCGCAUUUGAAGACAAAUUUGAAGUUGUUAAAAAAAAUCCAUGGAAAAAUUUUACUAUUAAACCGACUAUUAAAUAACCGCAUGUAGAACUUAUGUGUAAGAAUUUUAUUUAAAAAAAAUGUAUAAAUAGAUAUGUAAGCAAAACGAUUAGAGAUAGAUAUUUAUUCUGUGUAAAAUAAUUAUUGAUUAUUUGUAUUAUGAACCUUUUUUACCCAUAAUUUAAGAGAUUAUUGUUGCAAGACAGUCGAUCAUGAAGAGUGAAUCUUCUUUCGACAUUCUUAUAUUCUUAAACAAAGAAAUAAAAAUUUUGUAUAAUUGUUUAUUCCAUUUGUAUUAUGUAUUUGACGAAAUGAAAAAAAAAAUUAAGGCUAGUUUAAACAAUAUUGUAAAUAGUAAUAAUAAUAUUUUGUGCAUUAUUUAAAAAGCAACCAAGGAGUAAUCAAUAUUCAGAAAGUAGCCAGUAAACCAGCAUUUAUGUGCGUAAUAUGUAAAAGAGAACAUUGUCCAUGAAAAAUGAUUGUAAUCCAAGUUCAAACUACAAUAAACCAAAUUUAUACUCAA
This is a messenger RNA of Leptopilina boulardi, 5582 nucleotides long. Its product is annotated as fibroblast growth factor receptor homolog 1-like. Lineage: Eukaryota; Metazoa; Arthropoda; Insecta; Hymenoptera; Figitidae. Gene Ontology annotation, molecular function: ATP binding; transmembrane receptor protein tyrosine kinase activity. Gene Ontology annotation, cellular component: signaling receptor complex. Gene Ontology annotation, biological process: protein phosphorylation; multicellular organism development; cell surface receptor protein tyrosine kinase signaling pathway. The coding region runs from base 976 to 3876 and encodes 966 amino acids. The transcript has 12 exons. The record is from RefSeq and is a predicted model, not a curated record.